This is a messenger RNA of Vitis riparia (riverbank grape), 803 nucleotides long. RefSeq lists its product as uncharacterized. The record is from RefSeq and is a predicted model, not a curated record. The transcript is spliced from 2 exons. Lineage: Eukaryota; Viridiplantae; Streptophyta; Magnoliopsida; Vitales; Vitaceae. The coding region runs from base 10 to 396 and encodes 128 amino acids.
CAACUGAAUAUGGCAGAAAGCUCGGCUCUUAAGACUCAAUUCGCUCCUUUUGACAACCGUCAAAAAAUUAAAGGAGGUAGACCUUGGUGUGAUCAUUGCAGAAAGCCGGGACACUCAAGAGAAACUUGCUGGAAGAUUCAUGGAAAGCCAGUAGAUUGGAAGCCACGUCAACCACUUGAGAAAGAAGGACGAGGCAAUCAUGUGGCUACCGAUGAACAAUCGCCACAACCUGAAGCUAGCCCUUUUAAUAAGGAGCAAAUGGAGAUGCUUCAGAAACUACUGUCUCCUCUUUUGUCAGUACAGUCACAAACUGGCUCAUCUUCCAACCAGCUCAUUGGUUCCGGAACCUUGGCUCACAAAGGAUUUGGAUUCGGGGAAGACGAUUGGCAAUGCUGAGGAAUGCUCUGGACUCUACAUCCUUAAGGAGCUCCAUGAUCCACAAGAACAACCUCAAAUGGCAGUUGGUAGUAAUUCUUUUUCGGUUUCAUGUCAAAAUAACGAUAGUGCAAUUAUGUUGUGGCACUAUCGCUUAGGUCAUCCAAAUGUUAUGUAUCUCAAGCAUUUAUUUCCUUCAUUAUUUCAUAAAAAUCCAAAAUCCUUUGAGUGCGAAAUCUGUCAAUUAUCAAAGCAAGUCCGGUCUCAUUUUCCCAUUCAACCCUAUAAAGAGUCUAGUCCAUUCUCAAUGAUUCAUAGCGAUAUCUGGGGUCCGUCAAGAAUAAAAGAUGUAACUGGUACUAGGUGGUUUGUCUCAUUCAUAGAUGAUCACACUAGAUUAACUUGGGUAUUCCUCAUGAAAGAAAAAU